Molecule: messenger RNA, 531 nt
Organism: Bursaphelenchus xylophilus (pine wood nematode)
Lineage: Eukaryota; Metazoa; Nematoda; Chromadorea; Rhabditida; Aphelenchoididae
Source: the annotation of a GenBank genome assembly
AUGCAAAUUUUCGUGAAAACCCUCACGGGUAAAACUAUUACCUUGGAGGUAGAGCCAAGCGAUACCAUUGACAAUGUCAAGAACAAGAUCCAAGACAAGGAAGGAAUUCCUCCAGAUCAGCAACGUCUGAUCUUCGCAGGUAUGUUCAACUUUUAUGUUUUGAUUCGGGUUUAGAAUGGAGUACCUUUUCGAAAUGGAUUUGUAAUUUUUUGCUGUGCCGUUUUUUAUUAAGAUUGCUCUGGAGAUCAGGAACUUUUCUUCCUUUUAACGACUUUAAUUCUAGGAAAGCAACUCGAGGAUGGUCGCACCCUGUCCGAUUACAACAUCCAGAAGGAGUCCACUCUCCAUCUGGUGCUCCGUCUUCGUGGUGGUAUUAUCGAACCAUCUUUGAGAAUGUUGGCCCAGAAGUACAACUGCGACAAACAAAUCUGCCGCAAAUGUUAUGCUCGUCUCCCUCCCCGUGCUACCAACUGCAGAAAGCAGAAGUGCGGCCACUCCAACGACCUCCGCCCCAAGAAGAAGCUGAAGUAA